AUGGCAAAGGAGGAAGCUGCCGACAUAGACCAGGAUUCCAUUCUCUUAGAAGGUGCUAAUGUGAUCCCUAGACGGAGGCGCGUUACUCGUGCAUGCGAUAAAUGCAGGAAGAAAAAGGUAAAGUGCGACGGCAUGCGUCCGUGCAAAAAUUGUAGGCUUGGAAGAGUUGAAUGUACUUUUAAAAUGCCUUCUACUCGUAAAUCCUCGCAUUCUCCCGAAUAUCUUGAAAACUUGGAAUCACGUAUCAGAUACCUUGAGAAUCUCCUGAGAAAGCAUUCUUCCGUAGAUUUAUCUACAAGCUCUCCGAACUUUUUAUUAUUCUUGCGAGAACAGAAGUUUCAAGCAGCAAACGAACUAGAGCACGGAGAAAAUCAUAAACGUCUCAUGUUUCAAACUACGAUAGAACCAAGCGGUUUGUAUACUGAUAUUAAUACCGGGAGACGUUAUUUUCGAGGCAGUACCUCUGUUUUUGUCUUCCUACAUCAUCUCAUUAAAUGCCUACCCGGUAAUUUCGAGAUAAAAAAUCCCUAUACCGCUUAUCCUUUGCGUUGUAAAGAUAUACAGGCAGAUUACUCAAGUCCGGAAUCUCGAUUCUAUACUUUCUGUCCGCGUUUUAGUUUAGAUUUCUUGGUAACGAGUAUUGACCCCAGGAAGGUGCCGCUUCCUCCGAUGGAAAUAGCUGUUCAAGUUAUCAAGACUGCUCUCUUAAACAUAACAGGUGUUCUAUUCUACGAUUCCCCUAGUGUUAUAUUCAAUAGAAUAAACUUGCUUUACAGUGGCGAUUAUCAAUCCAAUUUUUUGGCAUAUUUUUGUGCUUUAUUAUGCAAUGGUUAUUACCAUUCUCUACAAAGUGAUCCGACUAAUUUGGAGACGCAAGAAAUGGCUAAAAAAUACAGCUUUUAUGCGGAACGUGUAGUUGAUUCUAUUGACGAUUACUCCUUGGACAGCGUACAAUGUCUUAUACUUAUAAGUAAUUAUCGCUAUUGUCGUGCUGAAAUAAGCGCAGGUUAUUAUUAUCUCAAAUUGGCUCUUAAUUGCUCUUUAAAACUUGGUUUGCAUAGAAAUAUCACUGCUGGUUUCACUCCUGAGCAAAUGGAAGCUCGGCGACGAGUAUUUUGGGCUUUGUAUUGUCAUGACCGGCAUUACGCUACCCUCUUUGGGUUCCCUCUUGGGGUUUCUGAUGAAGACAUCGAUCAAUAUUUGCCCAAAGAUCUCUCAAUUCAAUUCCUUCAAGGUUAUCAAACCCGAGCUAACGACUUUUUAUUUCAUGGUAUUCGACUUUACAAAAUUACUAGCCGCAUCCUUACUAAAUUAUACUUGGUUGGGCAUAGGAUUGCCAGCAAACGUACCGUUUCCUAUUUUAUAAUUAUUGAACUGGAACAAGCAAUGGAUGGAUUCUACAACUCCCUUCCAAGAAGCUUCAAGACUGAGCAGCCCGGUCAGGCACCCGAGAAUCGUCACAUGUAUAGUCUUAUGAUGACUUAUUAUUACUUUCGAAUGCUCUUGUAUCGUCCUCUACUUCAUUACUUGGAGGCUGGCAGCUCUGCAAUGCAAGCUCUAAAAGCAUCCGAACGACAAAGUGCAUUCAUCUUGGCUUGUAAAUGUUUGGAUUCGGCUAUUGUUUGCAUACAAAAUCUGAAUUGUUUAACGAAUGCCUUGACGCAAAGCCACAAUCGUUACUACUGGACUACGUUGUUUUGUGGAUUUAACACCAUGGUCACCCUUAUGUACGCUACAUUGUUAACAAAGAAUAAAGAUGAGUUGCAAGCAAAGCUGACAAUGGCCUUGGAGCUUUCUGAACAGGAAGAACAAAAUAAGAAACAUGUUGUUCAGGAAACUUUCCGAUCUCCAAAUAUACCUGAUUAUCAUAAAAAUUCCUCAGAAAAACCUCAACCAGCUUUUAAUACCUUCCGAGGAACUAUAAACCCUUCAGUGAAUAACGGCAACGUUCAACCGUUUAAUAACUCAAAUUUGAAUGACAUACCUUACAAAGAAUAUGGAGUUCCCAAUGAGGAAUUCGUUGAUUUUAAUGCCCUUUCUAGUAUGCUAAAUUAUCAUACACACGCUGGAAAAGUGUAUCAUCCUUCGUUUUACAUUACUCGCAGUGAUGCUCAUUUAGAAGAAGAUACGGGAGGAUCGGAUGUACUGCUAUACGCUAAUAACGACAUGUCUACAAAUGAACACUUUCCGUUCUGGGAUAACUUUCUAGGUGAAGAUGCCGAACAAACUCCUGAGCAAACAGACGGCAAGGUUGAUCCUAAUCAGUCCUUCCAGUCAUCAACAAUGCUCGACCCAGCGAUAAUUCUGAAUCAGUUAUCUCAGAAUUCAUGA
Molecule: messenger RNA, 2331 nt
Organism: Schizosaccharomyces cryophilus OY26
Lineage: Eukaryota; Fungi; Ascomycota; Schizosaccharomycetes; Schizosaccharomycetales; Schizosaccharomycetaceae
Product: membrane-tethered transcription factor
Exons: 2
Coding region: 1-2331 (776 amino acids)
Biological process (GO): regulation of DNA-templated transcription; DNA-templated transcription
Molecular function (GO): zinc ion binding; DNA binding; DNA-binding transcription factor activity, RNA polymerase II-specific
Source: RefSeq, a predicted model, not a curated record